This is a messenger RNA of Pararge aegeria (speckled wood butterfly), 3026 nucleotides long. RefSeq names its product sodium/potassium-transporting ATPase subunit alpha-like. Bases 55 to 3018 code for a protein of 987 amino acids. The record is from RefSeq and is a predicted model, not a curated record. The transcript has 18 exons. NCBI's taxonomy places the organism in Eukaryota, Metazoa, Arthropoda, Insecta, Lepidoptera, Nymphalidae. Gene Ontology annotation, molecular function: ATP binding; P-type sodium:potassium-exchanging transporter activity; ATP hydrolysis activity. Gene Ontology annotation, cellular component: membrane. Gene Ontology annotation, biological process: intracellular sodium ion homeostasis; proton transmembrane transport; intracellular potassium ion homeostasis.
UCUUGAAUAUGGGCAUAUUUCAACAAGAAAUAAAGUCUAAAGUUACGAUAAAACAUGAAUACUAAGAGUUCUAGUUUGUCUUCCAUAUCAGAUCUUUUUCGACCUACAAACCCCAGAGGUUUAAGAUCUAGAGAUCUAAGUUCUACUCGUCUGAAUGUUUUGAAGAAAGAAAUACAGACCGAUGCGCAUAUGAUACCUUUAAGUAAUCUGUACACACUGUUGGGAACCGAUCCAGUUCAUGGAUUAAGUAAUGACAGAGCAAAAGAGCUUUUGGACUAUUAUGGGCCAAACACACUUACACCGACUACGCAGUUUUUAUGGCCGCGUUUACUAUUCAAAUCCUUAUGUACUGGUUUUUCCAUUUUAAUAUGGCUUGGUGCUGUGCUAUGCUUAACCGCGUAUCUCAUAGAACUGUCCACGAAACCAGAUCCCAGUACUGAUAAUCUUUACCUAGGAUGUGUACUUAUUGCAGUCGAUGUUGUAUGUGGACUUUUUAGUUUCUUUCAGAAUUACAAUAGUACUAAGAUCAUGAAAACCUUCAACAGUAUGAUACCGAUGAACGCAAGAUGUACACGGGAUGGUGUCUUAAAUACGGAUACCGAAGUACACAACUUGGUCAAAGGAGACAUAAUUUUCGUAGAAAUCGGUGAUGUUAUACCAGCGGACAUAAGAAUUAUUGAAAGCAAAGGAUUUAAAGUUGAUAACUCUUCAUUGACUGGCGAAUGCAUAGCUGUACCGCGAAGUAACACAGAUGGCACAGAUAAUAUACUGGAAUCUCCUAAUGUCGCGUUUUCUUCUGCUCUUUGUGUGGAAGGAUGGGCGAAAGGAGUUGUUCUGUGUUGCGGAGAUCUUACUGCUUUAGGUCGCGUAGCAGGGCUGGCAGCUCGACUACAGCCUGCACCGUCGCCGCUAUCCCGAGAGAUCCGCCGUUUCAUGCGCUGUAUGUCUGUGUGGGCACUUAGCUUGGGCGCUUUUAUCGCCGGUGCCAGCCUUACACUAGGAUAUCCUUUUAUGCAAACGACUGUAUUUGUCAUUGGAAUUAUCGUCGCAAAUAUUCCGGAAGGUUUACAACCAACUGUAACAGCUUCUCUGACGCUAACUGCAAAACGCAUGGUUGCGAAAAAAUGUCUUGUCAAAAAUUUAGAAGCAAUUGAAGCACUUGGCGCCUGCACAACAAUCUGUUCGGACAAAACCGGUACUUUAACGGAAAAUAAAAUGUGCGUUCAUCAUAUCUGGAUAUCGAAUAAAACAUGCUCAGUAUUGGAUCCUGAUUUAGGAUCUUCAUUGAUGAAUGAUGAAGCAUUCACUGCCUUCGAAAUUUGUGGAGCGCUGUGCAGUAAUGCAUCUGUAUCUUCGAAUGGAGUCGUGCGUGGUGAUGCUUCGGAAAAAGCUAUAUUAGACUUUUUAUUUAUGUUUGAUGAUCCUAUCACUCUAAGAAAAAGGUAUCCUAAAGUCGCCGAAAUUCCUUUUAAUUCAGUUAAUAAGUAUCAAGUGAGCGUUCAUUUGGACCUAUUAUCUUCAACGUAUCUUGUAGUAAUGAAAGGAGCACCCGAGUGUAUAAUUUCUAGAUGUUCAACGCUUAUUUCUAAUAACAAGAUAAUAAAUAUGAGUACAGAAAUUAAAGAAGCAACAGAUAUUGCAACAGAAAACUUAGCAAACACUGGAGAACGAAUAUUGGCAUUCGCCGAUUGCAUCUUGAAUCCGAAAGAAUUUCCAUUAGAUUACAAUUUCGAUACAGAAGACGUUAAUUUUCCUCUUGAUAACCUACGGUUUCUUGGACUCGUCGGUUUGAAAGAUCCACCUCGAGAGGAGGUCCGCUACGCUAUACAACGCGUGCGCGAAGCAGGAGUAAGAGUGAUGAUGGUAACAGGUGACCAUCCAGCCACCGCUCGAGCUGUAGCUUCAGAAGUGGGUAUUGCCACCACUCCUAAUUGUCAUGUUGUGACUGGCACUGAACUGAGAAAUAUGACUCCGGAUUUACUGUAUUUAACUCUGGAAAAACACUAUGAAAUAGUAUUUGCGCGCACGUCUCCAACCCAAAAACUACAAAUAGUUGAAGCAUGUCAAAGACAAGGCGGGGUGGUAGCUGUAACAGGUGACGGCGUGAAUGAUGCACCGGCCUUGAGACGUGCAGAUAUUGGAAUAUCCAUGGGAAUUACUGGAUCGCAAGUAUCUAAACAAACAGCCGAUAUAAUUUUAAUGGACGACAACUUUGCCACUAUAGUUACUGGAAUCGAGGAAGGACGAAAAAUAUUUGAUAAUUUAAAAAAAUCUGUUUGUUACAUCCUCAUAUCAAACGUUCCUGAAAUUAUUCCAGUGUUAAUUUUCAUCCUCUGCUCCAUACCACUUCCACUGGGGGUGAUGACAAUACUAUGUGUAGACCUAGGCACAGAUAUGUGGCCAGCAGUAUCAUUAUCGUACGAGAAAGCAGAGCAGGAUGUUAUGGCUCGCCCACCUCGAACCUCAGAUCCCCUUGUGUCGGCGUGUAUGUUGCGCCUCGCUUAUGGACAUCUCGGCCUCAUAGAGUUCGCCGCGGGCAUGUUCGCCUACUUCAUUGUUAUGGCUGAACAUGGCUUUUAUCCUUCCAAUUUGUUCGGUAUAAGAGAAGAAUGGGAUAACGAGGCAGUAAGCGAUGUCGAAGAUUCCCUAGGCCAAGAAUGGACGUAUGCAGAACGAAAAGAAUUAGAAAGAGCUUGCCAGGCCGCUUAUUUUGUAGCUGUUGUCAUUUCGCAAAUAAUGAAUGGAAUUAUCUGUAAAACGAGGUACAACUCCCUGUUCCACGUGGGUAUGCAAAAUAAAGUUUUGAAAAUGGGAAUCAUGGUAGAAUUAAUAGUUGCUUGUGUGGUGUGCUAUGUGCCCGGUGUCAAUACAUUUUUUCGAACAUACCCCCUCCGAUUGAGAUGGUGGUUUUUGGCGCUUCCAUUUGCUGCUCUAAUGUUUAUAUUUGAUGAAUUCAGAAAGUAUUGUAUCAGAAAACAAAAAUUCGGCGGUUGGUUUAACAUGCUGACAUAUUACUAGCUUACAUA